UUGGACACGGGACACGACUCGGUCAGCGACUCAGCAACCUGGCCGACGAUCAUUUAGACUACACAAGGGAAACGGGGACCCAAAAAAAAAAAAGGAAAAAAAGGGAAUUUCGUGGGAAAGAAGAAGGGGAACCUCUCUGGGAGGAUUUUCAUCGUUCCCGGUAAUCACGUUGUCUCUACAAACACGAUGGAUGACAACAGUAGGAAUGCGUUUGCAAGUGCUAGUGCUAGUGCCAGUGGAAGUGCAAGUGUGAGUUCGAGCUCAAGUUUCAGUAGCAGUUUGCCUGAUACAGAAGAUGAUCAUACCAUUGCACGCAUAUUAGCAGAAGAGGAGAACUCGAGAACUGAUCGCAAGCUCGGGAAGAGAUUAUCUCAUUUGGAUUCUAUUCCGCACACUCCUCGGGUUAACAGGGAAAUACCCGAUGUAAAUGAUGCAACACUAGACCACGAGCGGCUCUCUGAGAGGUUGGCCACAUAUGGUUUAGCUGAACUACAGAUUGAAGGUGAUGGCAACUGCCAGUUCCGAGCUUUAGCAGACCAGCUUUUCCGUAAUCCAGAUUACCAUAAACAUGUACGGAAGCAAGUUAUAAAGCAGUUAAAACUCCACCGCAAGUUAUACGAGGCGUACGUGCCAAUGAAAUACAGAAGCUACAGAAGGAAGAUGAAGAAACAAGGCGAAUGGGGAGACCAUGUCACUCUUCAAGCUGCUGCAGAUCGUUUCGAAGCCAAGAUCUGCUUAGUCACAUCCUUCCGUGAUCAAUGCUACAUCGAGAUUCUUCCCCAUAACAAGAAUCCCAUCAGAGAGGUCUGGCUUAGCUUCUGGAGCGAAGUGCAUUACAAUUCGCUAUACGCAAGCGGAGAUGUCCCCACAAGAAAACAGAGAAGGAAACACUGGCUCUUCUAGUCCUAAAUAUCCUGAAACCCAAUAAAGUCCCAAACUUUGAGAAAGUUCAGAUAUCAGUUGGAUCAUAGUUUAUACGGUUCCUUCAUUGGGUCCAUAUCCAUAUGCUUUGUGUAUUGCCAAUGCUCAGUAUAGUCCUUGAAGCUCUGUUUUUCUCUCUCUCUUUUACCUCUUUCUAUUGUGAUGUAACUCUUUAUAGUUAUAGUGCAGUGAUUCAUAAAUCACAAAAAAAAUGGGAUUAAAUUCGACCGACCGUAUGAAUA
Messenger RNA from Tarenaya hassleriana, 1163 nucleotides. Its product is annotated as OTU domain-containing protein DDB_G0284757. Lineage: Eukaryota; Viridiplantae; Streptophyta; Magnoliopsida; Brassicales; Cleomaceae. Gene Ontology annotation, molecular function: cysteine-type deubiquitinase activity. The transcript has 10 exons. Bases 187 to 903 code for a protein of 238 amino acids. Gene Ontology annotation, biological process: protein deubiquitination. The record is from RefSeq and is a predicted model, not a curated record.